Messenger RNA from Nerophis lumbriciformis (worm pipefish), 492 nucleotides. NCBI's taxonomy places the organism in Eukaryota, Metazoa, Chordata, Actinopteri, Syngnathiformes, Syngnathidae. The record is from RefSeq and is a predicted model, not a curated record.
AUGGCGAUAGAAAUGCCAUCAACAUCGACAAGCCGCUCUGAAAUUUCGCGCCUGGGUAGCGUAGAGGCCCUGAGACUAAAAGUUGGCCCGGUGCGCCGCAAUCUCUUCGGCCCCGUGGACCACCGGCAGCUCCGCGAGGACUUCCAACGGCUCCUGAGCAUGAGCGUCGACGCGGCCAACAAGCGGUGGAACUACGACUUCCGCCGGGACGUGCCGGGAACUGGUGGCGACGUCCAAUGGGAGGAAGUCCCGAGAGAAGACGUGCCGGUGUUCUAUCACGGCAAGCCCGCCAGACGGAAUUCCGCCUCUUCGGGACAGGGGUCCCCAAUGUCCGACAGUUCUUCCGGAUCCGAGGCCGAGUACCUUGAAGUCACCACCAGGGGGUACUACCGGCUGCAACGGCCUGAAAAACGCAGACAAGCUUCCAUCACGGAUUUCUUCAAGGUGAAGAGACGGAGGCUUCUACAUUACAAGUCCUCAUCCCGGCAGUAG